GUCGAGAUCGGCGCGACCGAGGACCGAGGAGGUAAACAUUGUACAGUACGAUUGGCCGGUUCCGAGGUGGCGGGUCUUUCGCUUUUUCUUCCUACCUGUCUUCUCACGUUUGAGAGGGAGUCGCUGAUUUUUGAGUUCCACGCGACACAACGUGUUUCCCCGAUAGAGUUUUCGUCGUCGAUUGUUCUCUCUCGAUCGUCGAUUUUAAAUCGCGGGACGAUUUGGCGAGUUUCGCCAAAUUUGGUUUUUUUUUUGUAUAUUCGACAUCGCACCAUCCUGGGACUGCCUUUUGGAUGUUACGAGCGGCGGUGAUAAGCAGCGCCCGGAUUUCGGAUUACGCUCGAGUGUUACAUAGCGUGCAGUUUCCUGUCUUCGAUGUUGGGCUAUUAUCAAACGGAGUCGAUACCUAAUCCGGCGAUGUCGAUUUCGGCACCGACCAGUGGCAUGACCGCCAGUCUGGAAACGAUAAACCCGGUGAAGAGUCUGGUUUGCAGUCCGGACAUCGCGAUGUUCGCCGCGUCUGGUUGCAACGGCACGGUUGAAACCGGCGCUGAUCCGGUAAGCCCGUCGUCGAUGAUCGCGGACGGCGGAAAGUACCAGUGUCUACUCUGCCAGAAGAGUUUCGCGCAGAAAAACGUGUACCAGAGUCACCUGAGGUUGCACGGUAAGGACGGCGAGGAUCCGUAUCGUUGCAACAUCUGCGGGAAAACGUUCGCCGUCCCGGCGCGACUGACACGUCACUACCGCACUCACACCGGCGAGAAGCCGUACAAGUGCGAGUACUGCAGCAAGUCGUUCUCGGUGAAGGAGAACCUCAGCGUUCACCGACGUAUUCACACUAAGGAACGGCCGUACAAAUGCAACGUGUGCGGACGUGCGUUCGAACACAGCGGCAAGCUUCAUCGUCACAUGCGCAUACACACAGGCGAACGUCCACACAAGUGCACCGUGUGCGCCAAGACGUUCAUACAGAGCGGCCAGCUGGUGAUACACAUGCGUACGCACACAGGCGAGAAGCCGUAUGUGUGCAAGUCGUGCAAGAAGGGUUUCACCUGCUCGAAGCAAUUGAAGGUACAUACGCGCACCCACACCGGCGAAAAACCCUAUACCUGCGACAUCUGCAGCAAGGCGUUCGGAUACAAUCACGUGCUCAAACUUCAUCAAGUGUCCCACUACGGGGAGAAAGUGUACAAGUGCAUGAUCUGCAACGAGACCUUUAAUUCGAAGAAGACCAUGGAGUUACAUAUUAAGAAACAUCCGGAAUCGCCGGCGUCAUCCAUCACCGCCAGUGUCACCGACAACGGAUUGUCCUCACCCGCAGCGAUCGGCUCGCUGAUCGAGCCGGACGUCGAGAUCUCCCGGGGUAGUAGCGGCUGCGGGGGCGGCGGCGGCGGUGGUAACGGCAACGGGAGUAGCAACGGCGACGAUAACAGUCGCGGAGGUGGUCUUCGUAACAAUACCGGUUCGAUUAAUGUCCCGACGACGAAUUCUAGUUUAUCCGGUGUCACCACCGACAACAAGGAGAACCUAAAGACUGAAGAGGCCUAUCCGGAUUCGACGACGCCGAGCCCUUACGCCGUUCAGCGCGAGUUUGCUUACUACCUGUACUCUAACAACAGAGAUCAACAACAACAACAACAACAACAACAACAACAACAACAACAACAACAACAACAGUAUUCGCAGUCGGUGACAACGCCGCCCGUGAGCACGGUGGAACCUGUACUGACCGACGUCGACGAGAAGCGUUUCCAAGCGAGCGUGGUGGUGAGCGCGCCAUUAGAAUCAACUCACCACGUGUUCUUCUAUCCGGAACCGACGUACACCAGCUUCGGCAUGGUCACCGGCGCCGGCAUCGACCUCGACACCGACGACUGCUCGUCCUUGCUAAAUCUGCCGGGUAACGACGCGCGUCGCAGGGUCGAGGCCGCGUUGGAGGCGGUCGAGGAGGAGCGCCAGAGACAAGAAUACAGCGUCGGGAUCAAGGUCGAUCGAGACCCGCUGCUCAUCACGCCGCCCAGCAGCAAUCCCGAGAGCCCGGUGUCGUCGCCGGAUCUAGCGCUUGAUCUGGCGAUUCCGUCGCGAGAAACGUUGAUUUUGCCGCCGAGAAAACGCAGCAAGAUGAUUCUUCAGUCGAUGGAAAGCGAGUACAGAAAUAACAGCCUAAUCGCGGCGUCUCAAAGGCAAAGCUCCGUCAUACAGUUCGCUCGGGCUUCAUAUGCACGUGACUACAUGUUCAGUCCUGUACAGGUAAAACAUGAAUGUACAACUGUGGAAGAUGUGAACAGCACGAGUAACACGAGCAUCCAAGAUAAUUCCGUUUAUCCUAUUUUUAUCAAUCGAGAUGUCGAGCACGUGUCCCAUCAUCACUUAUGGGUGGAAACGCAACUGUCGAACGAGAUCCCUGUGAAAACUGAAAUUUACAAUCAGGAAGCUAUGUUCCAGACGCAAGAACAUGAGAGCUUGCCGUAUAUGAAGGAUUAUGUGCAAAAUGACAUAUUUUAUGCGAUCAAUCAAGAACACAGUGACAACCAAAUGCAGACGAAUAACUUGUGUCAUCAGAACACAAACAGCACUGUUGUAAUACAAGAGAACAAGCAAACACCGCUGCUGCAAGAUUUGCAGAACAUAGGAAGUAUCAAUCAAACACUACCGCCUAAGUCAUCGACCUCUGCGAAAAGCAAUUCUCUCGAGAGACUGUCGAAAAAUACCGACGACUCCAAUAUGGGGAAAAAGUUGAAAUACAAAUGUGAGAUAUGCUUGAAGGAGUUCGGACACAAGAGCAAUUUGUUCAUACAUAUGAGAACCCACAACGGGGAAAGACCUUACAAAUGUAAUCAAUGUGACAAGUGCUUCACUCACAGUGGGAAUUUGGCGAUCCACAUGAGAACACAUUCCGGCGAACGACCGUACGCCUGUCAGAUAUGCGGAAAGAUGUUCAGCCACAGUGGGAAUCUAUCGACUCAUCUGAGAACUCAUUCAGGGGUGAAGCCGUAUAAAUGUAGUGUGUGCAACAAAGAGUUCAGGCAUAGUGGCAAUUUGUCGAUACACGAGCGAAUACAUUCUGGAGUGAAACCGUUUCACUGUAAAGUUUGUGGGAAGGAAUUUUAUCACAGCGGUAAUCUGACGACUCACAUGAAGAAACAUCCUGUAAAUACAAAUGAUUGCAAAAGUGAGCAAAGGGACGUUAGGGGAUACGCUAAUGAGGAUGUUAAUACUUCUUCUUCGGACGUGUCAUUAAAUGAUAUUAAAUCUAGACGUAAUAACGUAGUUCCUACGAAACAGGAGAGCACAGAGGAUAUGCUAUUAGAUAGUGUGGGAAUAUUAACUCCUAGUUGAAGUUUUUUACUUAACACUACAACUCGAAGUGUGAAUCAUAUAAUCUGUUACAAUCUAUCUCAACUAGCCGUAUUGUAAUAAAAUAAAUUUGUUCUGUGAUGA
Pseudomyrmex gracilis is the source of this 3441-nucleotide messenger RNA. Its product is annotated as zinc finger protein 624-like. The transcript is spliced from 5 exons. The record is from RefSeq and is a predicted model, not a curated record. Gene Ontology annotation, cellular component: nucleus. Bases 376 to 3339 code for a protein of 987 amino acids. NCBI's taxonomy places the organism in Eukaryota, Metazoa, Arthropoda, Insecta, Hymenoptera, Formicidae.